Molecule: messenger RNA, 1920 nt
Organism: Chlamydomonas reinhardtii
Lineage: Eukaryota; Viridiplantae; Chlorophyta; Chlorophyceae; Chlamydomonadales; Chlamydomonadaceae
Exons: 7
Coding region: 116-1543 (475 amino acids)
Biological process (GO): chromatin remodeling; DNA repair; negative regulation of transcription by RNA polymerase II
Cellular component (GO): Swr1 complex; NuA4 histone acetyltransferase complex
Molecular function (GO): transcription corepressor activity
Source: RefSeq, a predicted model, not a curated record
AGUUAGCCUAUCUUGAUACCAAAAUGCCCAGAGCACGAGGGGGCACACUACAUUAAAGGAGUUCUCGCGACUGGGCGUUUACUUCGCUCCCCGAUAAUCCUAGGGAUAUAGGAAAAUGGCAGAUGUUAAGGACAUCCUGGGCAUGUCCCGGGCGGGGCCGGCCGAGGAGAAGCCCGCUCCGGCGCCAAAGGAGAAGAAGGAGAAAAUGAAGCGCCCAGAGGGCAUGUCACGCGAGGCUUUCGCGCUGCUGGGCGGCUCACACCCGAUUAUUGCGAGCCAGUUCGCGACCAGCACGAAGAAGAACGACAUCCUCAAAAAGCCGAAGCCCUCGACGAAGGGCAUCAUCACGUACCAGUACCGCUCGUUUAAGAACUCGGCACGCUCGGACGGGCUUGAGCUCUGGCACUGGCUCAAAUGCUACAAAGGCGCGAACGGGGUAAUUCGUGAGCCCGACGACUCCGAAUACCCCUACGCCAAGUACAAUAAGAAGGUCCAGCUGUACAAGUACAACAGCGAGGAGUACGAGACGCUGAUCAAGCCGGAGAGCGGCGCGGCGGGCUGGGGGCGCGAGGAGACGGACUACCUGUUCGACCUGUGCGAGCACUUUGACCUGCGCUGGAUGGUCAUCGCUGACAGAUACGCGUGGAGCGGCCCCGGCGCCAUCCCCCGCAGCCUGGAGGACCUGAAGGAGCGCUACUACGGCGUGGCGCGGCGCCUGCUCAUCAGCCGCAACGGCCGCGAGGGGGCGGUGGCCAACAACGUGCUGGUGAAGCAGCCCUUCAACAAGCUGGUGGAGCAGGAGCGCAAGAAGGCGCUGGCGGAGCUGCUGGCGCGCACGCCGCAGCAGGUGUCGGAAGAGCACGCGAUCCUGGCGGAGGCACGAGCCAUCGAGGAGAAGCGGAAAGCUGAGGCGGGCGCCGCGCGCCGGGCGGCACAGGCUGCCGCUGCUGCCGCCGCCGCCGCGCCGCCUCCCGCGGCUGCCGCGCCGCCGCGGACCACCUCCCCCGCGCAGCCCGGCCGGCCGCCGGCACCCGCGCCGGGGGCGCCCGCUGCCGCGGCACCUGCAGCAGCAACAGCCGCCGCGACGCCGGGCGCCGCAGGGGCCACGCCCGCGGCUGCGGCUCCUGCGGCUCGCGCGCUGAGCCCGGCUCCUGCGCUCAUGGUGUCGGAGCUGCGGCACCCGGCGGAGUUUGAGUCAGCUGUGCCGCCCGGGACGCCGUCGCUGUUUGACGCGGAGGUCAAGCCCUACAAGCCGAAGCCGGGCGUGUACCUGCGCGGCGCGCACACACAGGCCAUGGCGGCGCAGCAGGCGGCAGCCAUGACGGGCGGAUCCAGGGCGUUCAAGAACGUGGAGGCCACGCUGACGGAGCUGCAGUGCCCCGCCGCGCUGACCGGCCCGCGCGUCAUGACCCGCGCCACCAGCGGCGCCUGGCUGGCACUGCGCAGCGAGGUGGUGGCGCUGCACGAGACGCGGCGCAACCUGGCCAACAGGCUCAACGCGGACGACCGGGCGGUGCGGCGCCCGGAGAAGCGGCGGCGGUAGACGGCAGGGAGCGGAGGGCGAGCGGGCUGAGGACGAGGGGCUGGCAGCUGAGGAACCGGCGGUGGUGGUGUGUGGGUGUUGGGGCUGGAGGAGCAGGCCGUUUGGGAAGCAUGGAAGUGUGUGAUGGGACAGGGUUCAGGCAGGUUGGCGAGGUCCCGUAGGGUGCAGCGGACGCCCAUACCCCAAGCAGACAGCAAACAGUUUGCAGCGGAAGGUGGCUGGGUACGAGCUUGGGCGAUGGGGGAGCGGGAUGGGUGACGCGAACGGAGCGCUUGCAGUGGCAAGCAAGGGUGGUCCAAGGCAAGGCCAUUGUGUCAGCUGCUGCAGGGCUACUGUGCCCCAGACUCCCAGGUUGGGCCGUGUAACGAGCCAAGCAU